UGUUUUGGCGGGAAACUAGGGGAUUUUUUUUCUUCGUGAAAUUUCCCGCGAAAUUUUUAUUUCAUUAAUUUUUUUUGUUCUUUUUUGUUAAAAAUCUUGAAAUGUCAAAGGAAGGUGACGUCAGUUGUUCAAGUGAAGGAAAGAAACAGCCCACCAUUCUUGAUAUGUUUGCGAGGAAAAGUAAGCGGAAAGCCCCCACAAAGUCCCCACGGGGGGAUUCCCAGGUGGUCACCCCCGAUGGUAAGAAGCCCCGAAGGGACCGCGAUGUUUCCGACAAAGAAAACGAAAAACCCGGGAUAAAAGUUGAGGUAAAGAAAAGUUCGAUGAAAUGUCGGGAAUGUCGGCAAUUAUUGGACGACGUUGCGAUUUUCGGCGGCGACGUCGAUCAAGCUGAAGAGGAGUUCGUGUUGUUGACACACGAGUCGUUGUCGUUGUUUGUGGGGAACGAGGAAACAGGGCGACCUCAACAUAAGAUAACUGAUUUCACGGUAUACGACAAGAGCACCCACUUGUGUCCGUUUGACGCCGGUUUAAUCGAGAAGAAUGUUGAGCUUUACUUUAGUGGGCUGGUGAAGCCGAUUUAUGACGAAGACCCCGGGGUUGGGACGGGGAUUCCCGGGAAAAGGUUGGGGCCGAUCAAUGAGUGGUUUACGGCAGGCUUUGAUGGCGGAGAGAAAGCUCUCGUUGGAUUCUCGUCGGCGUUCGCUGAUUAUUUCCUGAUGGAGCCGUCACACGCUUACGCCCCCCUGUGGGCGAGUAUUCAAGAGAAAAUCCACAUGAGUAAAAUUGUCAUCGAGUUUCUCUCGGAUGUCCCCGACGCAGAUUACGAAGAUCUCGUCAAUCGGAUCCAAACAUCUGUCCCUCCCCCAACACUAGGUGUCGCCAAGUUCACCGAGGAUUCGUUGCUUCGUCACGCCCAGUUUGUGGUCGAACAGGUUGAGUCGUACGACAACGCACGAUCGGACGAGGAAGAUUCUUUACUUGGAACCACAUGUGUUAGGGACCUCAUCCAUCUUGCUGGGGUAACGUUGGGUAAACGACGGGUGGCGCGUCGCUCGGCUGUCGUGAAGGAGAAAGCUAUGAAGGCAUCAUCUACGAAAGCCACCACCACGAGGUUGGUCGCCGAGGUGAUGGAAAAGUUCUUCGGGGGAACGGUGGAUGUAACGACCGGGAAUAAAAUAAGACGGAGGAGGUGCGGGGUUUGCGAAGCUUGUUUGAAACCAGAAUGUGGGAAAUGUACAUCGUGUAAGGACAUGGUCAAGUUUGGUGGCGGGGGCAAGUUGAAACAGACGUGUAUCGACCGAAGAUGUCCCAACUUGGGGCUGGAUUUGAUGGAGGAUUCGGAUCCCGACGACAAAGAUGAAAAAGUGAAACCGUCACCGUCGAAGAUGAAAGUUAUCAAAGCUGGGAAGGUCACGACCUCAUGGGUGGGGGAGGCGUUGUAUGAGGAGGGGGGUAAAGUAUAUUACCCCGGGGUUCGGGUGGGGGGUGAUGUCAUAGAGGGGGGUGAGUGCGUAUCGGUAAAGAACAAAGAUGAGGGUGGGUUGCCGUACAUUGGGAGGGUUGUGUAUAUGUGGGGAGAAAGUGGGGGGAAGAUGGUACACGUGGAUUGGUUCAUGAGAGCUGCUGAUACGAUAUUACAAGAAACCUCUCAACCCGAUGAACUUUUGAUCAUCGAUGAAUGCGACGACUUAUCGGUGGAAUGUAUCGCUGGGAAAGUUGAUGUGAGCCAUCGCGUCCCGCAUCAGAAUUGGUCGUUUAUGGGAGGCGUAGAAGAACAACACCCAACAACGGAUGGUGUUUCGAGUUUCUACUACCAGAAGAUGUACGUGCCUGAGUUUGCGAGGUUCGUUGACCCACCAUCCAACGAACCCACCGAUGACCCCGACUUUUGCCCCAGUUGCGUUCGUAUUAACGAGGGGAAAAUGAGACAGGUUGCGGUCGGGAAGAAUGAGUUGAAACGAGAAAACGGAAAAAUAUUUUAUGAGUUUGUUUGUAAAGACGGGGUUGAGUAUGGGGUUGGGGAUUCCGUGUAUUUGUCCGUGGAAACAUAUUCCUUUAAAUCAAAGAACAAACAUAAGAAACAAGUUUUGCCGAAAAGUUUGGACGAGAUUGACGAAGAUGAAUAUCCGGAGUUUUAUCGGAAGGGAGGUUAUGUGAAGGGGAGCAACCUGGAGGUGGCCGAGCCGUUUCGCAUCGGGAGGAUCAACGAGAUAUUUGGGGGGAAGAGGAGUAUAAGUUUGGUUGUCACAAAGUUUUAUCGGCCGGAAAAUACAAACAAACCGUUGAAGUCGAACUCGUAUUGUGACCUCAACCUGCUGUAUUGGAGCAAUGAUAAAGUUGAGGUCGAUUUCAGUUUCGUGGAAGGAAAAUGUGAAGUUGAAUGUGAGUUAGACCUCAGUGUCACUGUGGCUGAAUAUUCAAGGAAAGCCGCGAACAGGUUUUACUUCAGCGAGGUUUACAACGAGGAAGACGGAACUUUCACCGUACCCCCGUCUACUGCGAGGAGGUCAGGGGUCGAACUGCUCAAACAAAAAGCUAAAGGAGUAAAACCCAAACUUACCAAGAUGAACAAAAUGAUGAAGAAAGAUGAGACGAUUGUGGGGGAAGAUGAGACAAAGAUCCCGAAGUUACGAUCGUUGGAUGUCUUCUCGGGGUGUGGGGGGUUAUCGGAGGGGUUCCACCAAGCGGGGAUUGCCGAACCAUCGUAUGCCAUUGAACUGUGGGAGCCGGCUGCUCAAGCGUAUCGCCUCAACAACCCCGGGGCGACCGUGUUUACAGAAGAUUGCAACGUGUUGUUGGAGAUGGUGAUGAACGGAGAAGAACGCAGUAAAUGUGGCCAACGACUGCCACAAAAGGGCGAUGUGGAGUUACUAUGUGGGGGACCUCCAUGUCAAGGUUUCAGCGGAAUGAAUCGAUUCAACUCGAGGGAAUACUCGAGGUUCAAGAAUUCACUUGUCGUGUCGUAUCUGUCUUAUUGCGAUUAUUAUCGGCCGAGAUUCUUUUUGUUGGAAAACGUUCGAAACUUUGUUUCGUUCAAGAACUGUAUGGUGUUGAAGUUGUCGCUUGCUGCUUUGUUAAGGAUGGGUUACCAAUGUACCUUCGGGGUGUUGCAAGCGGGGCAUUACGGAGUGUCACAAACCCGUCGUCGAGCUAUUAUACUCGCUGCUGCCCCCGGUGAGCAACUACCAUUGUAUCCCGAACCCCUCCACACUUUCUCCACACGAGGGGGCAGUUUAUCCGCGCAGGUCGGCGACACGAGGUACACGAACAACAUCAAGUGGUCGACGUCGGCUCCGUAUCGAACGAUCACCGUGCACGAUGCGAUGUCGGAUCUACCAAAGAUACCAAACGGACACGCCAAACUUGAGAUGCCAUACACAGGAGAGCCAUUAACGCACUUUCAACGGAUGAUGCGCGGCAAGGAUUAUCAGGGUGUCGUACGCGACCAUAUUUGUAAAGACAUGAGCCCUCUAGUGGCAGCAAGGAUGGCUCUCAUCCCGUUAAUCCCCGGCUCCGAUUGGCGCGACCUUCCAAACAAACCUCACAAAUUAUCCGACGGCACGACGGCAAAAGUGUUGAGGUACGAAUACCAUGACAAGAAACAGGGUCGCAGCUCGACGGGAGGCAUGAGGGGCGUAUGUUCGUGCGCUGAGGGUCGAGCAUGUGACGCCAUGGAUCGUCAGUUCAACACUUUGAUACCAUGGUGUCUCCCACAUACAGGCAACCGACAUAAUAACUGGGCUGGGUUGUACGGUAGAUUGUGUUGGGACGGAUUCUUCAGCACAACGGUCACCAACCCUGAACCUAUGGGUAAACAGGGGAGGGUGUUGCAUCCACAGCAACACCGUGUGGUGAGCGUGAGGGAGUGCGCACGAUCACAAGGGUUCCCGGAUUCGUAUCGUUUCUUCGGUAGUAUACUUGACAAACAUCGCGAGGUUGGCAACGCGGUUCCCCCCCCCAUGUCCAAAGCUAUCGGAUUGCAAAUCAAGAAGUCACUCGAGUGGAAAGUACAACAAUGAUCAUAUAUGAUGUCAUAAUGAACUAUUAUUAACAACAAUGUAAAAUACUUUUGUUUUGUAAAUAAUGAAAAAAAAAUAUACAAAUGUUAAUAAUGUGCUGCAUUGGAGAUUGCAUUGUAACCAGAGGGUUCCCAGGUUCGAGGCUUACCGCUGCCCCUGUCAUAAUAAACGUCACCCACAAAGUUA
Molecule: messenger RNA, 4208 nt
Organism: Ciona intestinalis (vase tunicate)
Lineage: Eukaryota; Metazoa; Chordata; Ascidiacea; Phlebobranchia; Cionidae
Gene: zf(cxxc)-5
Product: Zn-finger (CXXC)-5
Biological process (GO): negative regulation of gene expression via chromosomal CpG island methylation; DNA methylation-dependent constitutive heterochromatin formation
Cellular component (GO): nucleus
Molecular function (GO): chromatin binding; DNA (cytosine-5-)-methyltransferase activity; DNA binding
Source: RefSeq, a predicted model, not a curated record